Messenger RNA from Sordaria macrospora k-hell, 2463 nucleotides. RefSeq lists its product as uncharacterized. Gene Ontology annotation, molecular function: ATP binding; protein serine/threonine kinase activity. Gene Ontology annotation, biological process: protein phosphorylation. The record is from RefSeq and is a predicted model, not a curated record. Gene Ontology annotation, cellular component: cytoplasm. Lineage: Eukaryota; Fungi; Ascomycota; Sordariomycetes; Sordariales; Sordariaceae.
AUGGCCGACGAAGGAGUCGCCAACCACUACCAGGUGCUGGAAGAACUUGGCCGAGGCAGUUUUGGUGUCGUUUACAAGGGAAUUGACAGGACAACGGGCGAAACAGUGGCCAUCAAACAUAUUGACCUCGAAUCCAGCGAAGAUGAUAUCCAGGAAAUCCAACAAGAAAUCUCGGUGCUCAGCACAUGCGCCAGCUCUUACGUCACUCAGUACAAGGCGAGCUUCUUGCGCGGCCACAAGCUAUGGAUUGUGAUGGAAUAUCUCGGGGGAGGUUCCUGUUUGGACCUCCUCAAACCAGGAAACUUUAGCGAAGUGCACAUUGCCAUCGUCUGCCGCGAACUCCUCCUCGGCCUCGAUUACCUACACUCCGAAGGAAAGAUCCAUCGCGACAUCAAAGCCGCCAAUGUCCUGCUGUCGGAAGCCGGAAAGGUCAAGCUCGCUGAUUUCGGCGUUGCAGCGCAGUUGACACAUAUGAAGUCUCAACGCAAUACCUUUGUCGGUACCCCGUUCUGGAUGGCCCCGGAGGUCAUUCAACAGGCCGGCUACGACUUCAAGGCUGACAUCUGGUCCCUCGGUAUCACUGCCAUCGAGCUGGCUGUUGGCGAGCCCCCAUAUGCGAACAUCCACCCGAUGAAGGUCCUCUUUCAGAUCCCCAAGAACCAACCACCACGACUGGAGGGCAAGUUCAGCAGAGAGGCUAAGGACUUCGUUGCCCAUUGUUUGAUCAAAGACCCUGCGCAGCGUCCGACGGCUAGAGACCUGCUCAGGCACCGAUUCAUUCGCACAGCCGGAAGGGUUGAAGCUUUGCAGGAACUGAUCGAGCGCAAGCAGAUGUGGGACGCCAAGCAAGACCGCGUCAAGCUUCCCGUCUUUUACCAAGAAACCCUCCACACCAUGAGCCCCAAGGACGACGACGACGAGUGGGUUUUCGAGACCAUCAAGUCGGUUGCGCUGCCCAAGAAUCCUAUGAACAUCGACACUACUCCUACAAAGUCCAGAGAUCCAUCAAGAGUCCGAGAGAGCGAAGAUGGUAUGCGAAGAGUUGAUGUCAGAGAUGGUCCCCUUCAGCCCUCUACCCCUCAGACGGUGAGGAAAGCGACAGUACGGCGACAGCCAACGGCCGCGGCCGCUCACCAGCAACGACGACUUUCCACCUCGACUGGCUCACCACGGCCGCCUGUCGCAGCAGCAAAGAGGCCCCUUCAGACGGAUAUGUCAUUCGGCAACUCGGGCUCGACUAUGCGUCUCUUCCGCCGUGUACCCUCCGAGCACGAGGGUCCGAAAAUUCACCAGGACAGGCCCCAUGAGGUGGUCAACGACGAGAACCGACCUCCUUCCGCGAUGCAGACUCCCAUCGAGCCCACUAGCAAGGAGGCGCUCCUCGGUCGUCGUCUCUAUAACAAGGCCAUUGAGCCUGCGCUUGAAGAGCUUCAUGCGCAAACCGGUCCAUCACAAAAACGCGAGGCUCUGGCCAAUCUGUCUGAUGCGUUCGCCCAUCUCGACUUGGUGGAUCCUGAAGGAGCUUACCACCUGCUCCGAAACCUCCUCUCCUCGAUAUCUCAAGACAACAGGCUCAGCGCGGCACUGCUGAACGCUAGCAAGAUCUCACCCGGUCAGCACCUUCACAGGAAAUCUGUAGACGGCACACCGCAGAGCAAGAACCGCGACCUGAACCAACGGCCAUUGACAUCGGCCGGUAUCGCUCACGGCCAGAACAUCCCACAGACCCCUUCGCGCUCCCCGCAAAAGCCGGUUCUUUCCGCCAGCCCGACAAAACUGAUGAGCCAGCAGAACACACCCUUGGCCAGUCCCAGACCAAGGCGGGAGAGUGUCGUCAUGCCCACACCGAAGCCCGUCGCCGAGAGGACGAACAGCAGCAGCAGGCCGUCUUCCGUGAUGGCAACAGCACCAGGAACUCCUAUCCACCAACUCCAGCAACCUCAACUAAUACAACCAACCUCAUCACCCCAAAAGAAGGAGCCCCAGCUCUUACAGCAGCACUCCGCCCCGUCUCUUCAGAAGAAGGAAAACCCGCCACCCCUCCAGCAGCAACUCUCCCACCCGGUCCUCCAGCAGGAGAAGCAGCGAAGGGAGGCCAGCUCGCAACAGCUUGCCCAGCAGUUACAACAGCAACAGCAGGCCCAGCUACAGCAAGCCGCGCACCGACGCAAGGAAUCCUCCAACUCGUCCUCGCAUCAGCUUCCACUGCCCCAGCACCAUCAGCGAAGAGAGUCGUCGCAAUCGUCCCACACUAGCCAUGCCAGCAGUCGAUCGCCCGAAAAGCAGGAGCGCGUGAGGGAGAGUAGCAGCAGGGAGUUGCGCGAGCGGGCGGCCCUCGAGGCAAAGUACCCGGGCCAGCCGGCGGUGGCAGGCAUGGAGCACUGCAAGGCGCUGUCGGAUCUGUUGUAUGCGAGGUGGACGGAUGGAUUGCAGCAUCGGUGGGGGGCUGUUGCCGGAUCUUAG